GCCACCGUGUCGUACGGUGUAGACCGUUCUGGAACGUAGUGAACGUUUAUGCGAACUGAACGCACCUCAGGCCCGCCAUUUCCCUGAAUGCAUCUAUUCCUUAAACCCAGCAGGAGUGGCGAAUUGCGAAGCGAUAGACCGCAGACACGGAGAUCCAGUGUGCAAGAGAUCGGGAUGAGCGAUAGACAGAGACGUGGGGCGAAUGAGUCAGCUAGAGAACCCACCAAAUAUAUAUGAAAUCAUUUUAAGCAAAGACCUUUUUCGGAUCUACAUUGGGCUGAAAUAAUUAAGCUUGGAGACGUUGUUUAAUACAUUUUGUUGUAUAAUUUUUCUUCGGCUGUCACCAGGUCAUCGUUUUUCUUCCAGUUUCCACCUUUUUUAUUUUGAAAUAGGUAGUGAACAUUGCUAACUGUGGAUAUUAUAUACAUUAUUUGAUUUUAAACUUUAUAGAUAUAGGCUAUUGUGAUUUUUCAAGUAAUUUGUUGAAUAAAUAAACGAAGAUGUCGGGGCAGAGUAUUACGGACAGGAUAACAGCAGCACAGCACAGUGUUACUGGAUCUGCUGUGUCGAAAACUGUAUGCAAGGCCACAACACAUGAAAUAAUGGGUCCGAAAAAGAAACAUUUGGAUUACCUGAUCCACUGCACCAAUGAGAUGAACGUGAACAUUCCCCAGCUGGCUGACUCACUGUUUGAGAGGACCACCAACACAAGCUGGGUGGUAGUCUUCAAGUCGCUCAUCACCACACACCACCUUAUGGUCUAUGGCAAUGAGCGUUUUGUUCAGUACUUGGCUUCAAGGAACACAUUAUUCAACCUCAGUAAUUUUUUGGACAAAAGUGGUUUACAAGGUCUCUCUCUACCAGGCUACGAUAUGUCUACAUUUAUCCGGAGGUACAGUCGAUAUCUGAAUGAAAAGGCUGUAUCAUACAGACAGGUUGCUUUCGAUUUCACUAAAGUAAAGCGAGGGGUGGAUGGGGUGAUGAGGACCAUGAAUACAGAAAAGCUACUGAAGACCAUCCCUAUCAUACAAAACCAGAUGGAUGCCCUCCUUGACUUCAAUGUAAAUGCCAAUGAACUCACUAAUGGAGUUAUCAAUGCAGGCUUCAUGCUCCUCUUCAAAGAUUCCAUUAGGCUUUUUGCUGCAUAUAAUGAAGGCAUCAUCAACCUGCUGGAGAAGUACUUUGACAUGAAGAAAACACAAUGUAAAGAGGGCUUGGAUAUCUACAAAAAGUUUCUGACCCGAAUGACCCGAAUCUCAGAGUUCCUUAAAGUGGCAGAGCAGGUGGGUAUUGAUCGAGGAGACAUUCCAGACCUUUCACAGUUUACAGUUUGUGCUCCCAGUAGCCUCCUGGAAGCUCUAGAGCAGCACCUGGCCUCCCUGGAGGGCAAGAAGGUUAAAGACUCCACUGCUGCUAGCAGGGCCAGCACUCUAUCCAACGCAGUGUCUUCGCUGGCCAGCACAGGGAUGUCUUUCACUAAAGUAGAUGAGCGAGAGAAGCAGGCUGCUCUUGAGGAAGAACAGGCUCGUCUCAAAGCACUGAAGGAACAGAGGCUUAAGGAGCUCUCUAAGAGGCCUUCGUUUGCCACCACAGACACUUCGCCCGUCUCCACCACUGGGGGCACUAUCAGCACAGCCCCAGCCAUCGACCUCUUUUCUACACCUAGCUGCUCUAAUGGUGCUCUCAAGAUGGAGAGUGACCUGUUUGACAUUCAGCAGACCUUUAAAACGUCCAUGCAGGCCAGUUGUACAGGGCCACCUGUGGCUACAGCAUGGGCAGAUCCUUUCACCUCUGCUGAAGCUGGAGAUGACUCCAUGCCAAAUCUUAACCCUUUCCUCUCAAAACCUGUUGUUGAAACCGCUGCUCACUUACCUGUAGUGUCCUCUGACGGUGUUAGCUAUUCCUCUAGGACGUCUGCUCAUGAAAUGUUUGGUGAUCGUUACAAUCCCUUUACUGACACAAACUCGUCCGUUUCAACCAAUUACAAACGCACAGUGCGGAUAGAACACUCCAUCUCAGACUCCUUCUGUGGUCCAACGUCUAUGGCCCAGCACCUCUCUCACCAGGCCACCUACCCCACUGAGCCCUCUGCUGUAGCGGGUCUAUUCAGAGGAUACUCCACAGCACCACAAGCCACUCCCUCAGGAUCACUCCAGGUGGACUUUGAGUCAGUCUUUGGAGCCAAAGCAACCGGCACUAACAACAUGGAUUCUGAUGACAUCCUGAAACCCACAAUGGCCGGCUCCAGUCAGGCCCUGUGCUCUAUCAAUCAGCUGCCAGACAAGCUGGUGGGAGACGACCUGGAUUCCUCCUUAGCCAACCUGGUGGGCAAUCUCGGGAUUGGAAAUGGCACAACAAAAAAUGACAUCCACUGGAGCCAGCCUGGGGAAAAGAGGUUGACUGGAGGAAGCAACUGGCAGCCCAAGGCUGCUCCAAACACAACCUGGAAUCCUGUCUCCAUGGCUCCCUCGGUCAUGGCGUACCCUGCCACAACACCUACAGGCAUGAUGGGGGGAUUUGGCAUGCAACCCCAACAGCUUGCUUCUAUGGGUAUGAUGAACCAACCUAACAUGAUGUACAACCAACCUGUCAUGAGACCGCCCAACCCCUUCAGCUCGGUAUCCAGUGCUCAGCCCUCUGCAGCCUCUAGUCCUUCCAGCCAGAGUCCCCUCCGAGCCCCUGGACAGGACCCAUUUGCACAGCUCUCUCUCAAGGAUUUCUUGUAGAGCGUCUCUUAGAUGCAGUUCAUGUAAUAUGAAGGAAGUGUCUGUCAGAAGAUGAAGCACUUAGCAGCAAAUCUUUGUCUUUGCUGCCAGUCUAACUCUUCAGAGAAAUGUUCAGCCCCCCCCUCCCCCAAAUACAGACAUGUCAAGAACACAAUUACUGUGCAAUGACUGGCGUGAAACCAUGGAAACAAUGUAUACAUGACAUUGGAAAGAAGAUGAUUAUUCAACACCCAUUAUGAUGUAAUUUGUCCAACACGUCAAGCACUGCUGCUGUUUAAAAUUAAAAAAAAGAAAUCCCUCAUCCGUUUUAUAAUCUGUAAAGAUAGGAUGUGAAAGACUUUAUGUAUUUGGAAAUACUAAGGUGGUUGGAUGUAACAGCUUGAUGUUCUAAUCUACAGGGAGGGGGAGAGGAGAGCCAAGGAAUCCUUCUCUCUCUUGAUCUAAUCAUCAGUCAUCCAUUUCCUACAGUUAUUUAACUGUCACUAAGUAGAUGCUAAUGACGUUUACACCUGUUUUAGCUUUUGUCUUUUAUACCGUGUUUACAGUAGACAUUCCUUGUGUAUUUGUAUUUAUUUAUGAUUAUUGGUUUUAAGACUGGGGGAGAAAAUCUAUAGUGCAGUCUAUAGUACAUUGAACACAUGUGGGAGUGCUUCAGCAUUAAACAUGGACGUUGGAUUGUAUCAGUGGAGAGAGGUAGAGUUGAAAAGAUAUUAUAUUAAAUUACACCUAUAAGUGGAAUGAUAGAGCACUGAAUAUUCUCCAAGUUUUGUGUUAAGAACCGUUCUUACUAGAUCAAAUCUCUUGAUCUCCCAUGUGACAAGUGCAAGGGGGAUGGGGGUUUAGAGUAUGAGUAAGUUAUCUAUAUAGUCAAUUCUGUGCCUAGGGUUUUUGCAAUGGAACAACAUUUUUGUCUAGUUGAAUUGCACUCCAUCCACAAUUCUGGAGCAUCACACUGGGGUGGAAUCCAUUUUGCUUUAAGCUUGGCAUGCCAUCAACCCACUGACCGUUAACAUGGCUGCCUUUACUCUGAAUGUGAAAGCGUUGCCUUUAUGUUGCACACAUCUUUCCAAGCUGCCCGCACAAUCUCCCCUGACUUUGACUCUGUGGGAACUGGACAUGAGGAGAUUGUGUCUGGGUUUUGCUGUCACUAGAGAAGGGUCACAGUUUGGAUGUAAAUUAGUUGAGUAAAGAUCCAUUGGAACAGGGUAAGAGGGGCACUGUUGAUCGGUGCUUUGUGUAUAUAAAACCAACUGUUCAACAGUAGAGGGAAGUGAAAGAUGUAUGAAAUAUGAAAGCAAUUCUAUCAAAAUCUGACUCUACCUAAGUUUGAUUCAGGAUAUCUUCUGUGUUUGUCCUGUGCCGAUUAUAUUUUUGUUUAUGUAAUUAGAACUGGUACCAGACAUUGACUGAGGUUUUUCUUUCUUUUUCAAAUAAAGCGCAGCUUCCACAAAA
Messenger RNA from Esox lucius (northern pike), 4178 nucleotides. RefSeq names its product phosphatidylinositol binding clathrin assembly protein b (gene picalmb). NCBI's taxonomy places the organism in Eukaryota, Metazoa, Chordata, Actinopteri, Esociformes, Esocidae. Gene Ontology annotation, biological process: synaptic vesicle budding from presynaptic endocytic zone membrane; clathrin coat assembly; clathrin-dependent endocytosis. Gene Ontology annotation, molecular function: clathrin heavy chain binding; 1-phosphatidylinositol binding; phosphatidylinositol-4,5-bisphosphate binding. The coding region runs from base 501 to 2726 and encodes 741 amino acids. Gene Ontology annotation, cellular component: synaptic vesicle; clathrin-coated vesicle; clathrin-coated pit. The record is from RefSeq and is a predicted model, not a curated record. The transcript is spliced from 24 exons.